AUGGCCUCAAAGCGGACCGCGACGAUGUUCGCUGUGGUGGCCAUCGCCGUUAUAGUCAUCGCCGCAGCGACGACGGUCGUGGCGGUCUCGGACGGGUCGGGCCCCAGGAGCUACCUAACUUCGUGGGGCGGGCCAGGGUGCACGUCGUCGGGGAAGAAGGGGCACAUCGCGAGCGCGGGGUCGUGCGGCUGCAACCACAUCCGGUUCCACGGCGGCCACGAGUUCAACUUCCGCGGCGAGACGGCCACGCUCUACACCGAGCCCGGGUGCGCCGGCACGCCGUACCAGGUUUUCGAGGACACCCAGGCGUGCGGCGACUUUGGGUGGCGCAGUAUCCACAUCGACUGCUGA
Messenger RNA from Sorghum bicolor (sorghum), 351 nucleotides. Its product is annotated as antimicrobial peptide 1. The transcript has a single exon. NCBI's taxonomy places the organism in Eukaryota, Viridiplantae, Streptophyta, Magnoliopsida, Poales, Poaceae. The coding region runs from base 1 to 351 and encodes 116 amino acids. Gene Ontology annotation, biological process: defense response; negative regulation of growth. The record is from RefSeq and is a predicted model, not a curated record.